AUGGCAGCAGAUAGAUGGUCGCGCGCGCGAGACCCGGAAAUUUGCAGCGACGCCGAAGAAACGAAGCGUCGCUCGCCGCCCAUUUCCAGAUGUGGGGAAGGGUGGGUCACGUGGACGCCGCGGCCUGGCGGUUCAGGCCCUCAGCCGCUCAGCGGCCUGAAAGUUCGGCUCGCCCUAUCCGUAUUUGCAAUACGGUGCUGGGGCGCGGGCGGCAAAUUGGCUGGUGGGACAGUUCGGAUCCGUGUUUCAGAAAGUCGGAUUGCAAAGAUCACGGCCCGGUUCCAAAACGAUUCCGACCACGUUCGCUCUCCCGAAUGCAUUUUGGAUCCUCUUCCUCCCUCCUUCGACUUCCUGUCUUGCCUGCGUGACGCUCCCUCUCCUUUCUUUCGGGUCCUUACUUCUCUCCCACUCGUCGCCAUGAGUGCCUCCAAGGCGGAGUCUCAGAAGAUCUUUGAGAAACUCAAACUCAAACCCGCUAACAAGAUAUGCUUUGAUUGCAGUUCCAAGAAUCCCACCUGGUCGUCGGUGCCGUUCGGUAUCUAUCUCUGCUUGGACUGCUCGGCCAACCAUCGUAACCUGGGUGUCCACAUUUCCUUUGUUCGUUCCACGAACCUCGAUCAAUGGCAAUGGGAACAGCUCCGUCUUAUGAAAGUCGGUGGUAACGAGUCCGCCACUAAAUACUUCCAAUCGCAUGGCGGAUCUGCCGCUCUCGCCAGCAAGGACGCCAAGGUCAAGUACACGUGCAAUGCCGCCGUUAAGUACAAGGAUGAAUUGAAGCGUCGGGCCGCGCAAGAUGCUCAACUGUACCCCGAAGAAGUGGAGAUCACCGAUGUCCCCGCGGGCGUUUCGUCCAACGGCUCUAGCACCCCUGCUGCCGACGAGGAUGAUUUCUUCUCCUCGUGGGACAAGCCCUCCAUUAAGCGUCCUAGCAAUCCUCCCUCUCGCACCGGUACCCCUCCGGUUGUCAGCCGCAAUGGCACCCCGUUCCUGAACACCGCUGGCGUUGCCAACGCCAACGGCGCCCGCUCCAAGUCCCCGCUUUCGGCUUCCGAUAAGGACUCUUCACCUGCUCCGGCUGCUAUCCGGGCCAGCGCCUCUGUACGCAAGACUGCGUCGACGGGUCCUGCGAAGAAGGGCAGCGUUCUGGGCGCCAAGAAGGCUCCUAAGCUCGGGGCUAAGAAGGUUGCUGCCGCGGAGACUAUCGAUUUCGACGAGGCGGAGCGAAAAGCCAAGGAGGAGGCAGAGCGCAUCGAGAAACUUGGCUAUGACCCAGAGGCCGAAAAGGCCGAGGCCGAUGCCAAGAACAAGACGGCAAACACAGGAGCCACCGCCAUUGCGUCCCCGACACCGAUCAGUCCGAACAAGGGCGGCUUCGGCGCCACUAAGGGCUCCCAGGAGCAGAACUCCAACGAUGUGGAGCGCCUGGGCAUGGGCAUUGGACGUCUUGGGUUUGGACAAACUGUCGGCGCGAAGCCUGCCGCUCCCAAGAAGCCGGGCUUUGGGUCGGUUGGCCCCACCAGGACGGCUGCUGAUGAUGAGGAGCUUAAGCAAGCCAAGACUCGAUUCGGCACCCAGAAGGGUAUCUCGUCGGACGAAUUCUUUGGACGGGAACGAUUCGAUCCCACUGCGCAGGCGGAGGCGAAGGAUCGCCUGCGAAACUUCGAUGGUGCCACUGCAAUCUCUAGCAAUUCUUACUUUGGCCGACCUGAAGAUGACCUUCCUGCCGGAGAUGACACCUAUGGAGACUUGGAAGGUGCCGCAAAGGACUUUGUUCGCCGCUUUGGCAUCACGGCCGGUGAUGACCUAGAAAACCUCUCGCAGAUCGUGGGGGAUGGAGCCGUCAAACUGCAAGGUGCUAUCCGCAGCUAUUUGAACAGCUAA
Messenger RNA from Aspergillus affinis, 1881 nucleotides. RefSeq names its product ADP-ribosylation factor GTPase-activating protein. Gene Ontology annotation, molecular function: GTPase activator activity. Gene Ontology annotation, biological process: COPI coating of Golgi vesicle. The transcript has 8 exons. The record is from RefSeq and is a predicted model, not a curated record. Bases 1 to 1881 code for a protein of 626 amino acids. Lineage: Eukaryota; Fungi; Ascomycota; Eurotiomycetes; Eurotiales; Aspergillaceae.